UGAUGAAUAUGAUUUAAACUCGAGCUGCUCAGCAGCUGGGACACGUGUUCUCUUCGUCUGUCGGUCAUAUUUCACCGGAUUCUUCCUUGAUUUAUGAACUAUGACCGUCGUUGCAACGUAAAGUGUGAUCGAACAGAUCGACUCGGUUCUUCUGAUUCAUUCGGCAAUGACCCAAUUUCACGUUAUUCAAUAAAAACAGUAUUUUGAGAAGGCUGUUUGCUAGCUAACAUGCUAACACGCUACCGUCCAACACGGUGGACAAGAGCAGGGAGAAGGAAGAAAAAGACGAGCUCGUCUUCGGAUGAAUGUUUCUGUUGUAUUGAAUGUGAGGCGACACAUUAACCACAUAUUUAUUACAAUCAUGUUCUAAACCUGAAGAUCAUCACGUGAGUUUGAAAACUUUGGUUCCGCCGGCAUGUUUCCGGUCGGACACAACAACACGGAGCCACAUGACGAGGUGGCGGAGGCUCAGACCCUCCUCAUGGACCCGGCCCACAGAGCCCUGCUGCGGACACACAGACUGCGACUGUCCGGCGAGCUGCUGGUCAGCGACACCAUCGUCCCGCUUCUGUUCCAGGAGGAAGUUCUGUCGGAGGCGCAGGUGCAGGACAUCGAGUCUCAGCCCACCGACAGACUCAAGACCCUGCGGCUGCUGGACCUGCUGCCCACCCGCGGGCCCCGGGCCUUCCCCUGCUUCCUGCGGGCCCUGGACGACUUCAGCUGGGUCCGAGACGGAUUGCUGCUGGAGCUGCGGAGCGCACCUGGAGCCGGAGCCACAGACGUCCGUCAGUUUCCAGACUCAGUUCUCCAGAGAGUUCUGUCGGAUCGGGAGUUGUCCCGGCUGGCGUCCAGGCUCGGCGCUGAGUGGGAGUCGGUGCUGAUGGACCUGGGUCUGUCUGCGGAGGCUCUGUUCCGCUGCAGGUCCGAUCACCAGCUCGACGCUCACGGAGCGGUUCUGUCCGGUCUGGUCCAGUGGAGACGACGUGAGGGGCGGAGCGCCACCGUACAGAGGCUGCUGACGUCUCUGCAGGCGGUCGACGUCCACACGUCCGUCCUGCAGGACGUCCUAAUGUGACCGGGACCAUCAGAACCACCUGAAGGUUCUCACUGGUCCCGUCUUGAUUUAUUAUGUUUAUUAUAUUAAUGUCAUCAUGUCAUCACAAGAAAUAUUUAUUAAAAACAUCAAAUCAG
Messenger RNA from Scophthalmus maximus (turbot), 1191 nucleotides. It is a transcript of the gene cradd, whose product is annotated as CASP2 and RIPK1 domain containing adaptor with death domain. Gene Ontology annotation, molecular function: death domain binding; protease binding. The record is from RefSeq and is a predicted model, not a curated record. Gene Ontology annotation, cellular component: CBM complex. The transcript has 2 exons. NCBI's taxonomy places the organism in Eukaryota, Metazoa, Chordata, Actinopteri, Pleuronectiformes, Scophthalmidae. The coding region runs from base 416 to 1075 and encodes 219 amino acids. Gene Ontology annotation, biological process: regulation of apoptotic process; signal transduction.